This is a messenger RNA of Plasmodium cynomolgi strain B, 780 nucleotides long. Its product is annotated as RNA-binding protein. The record is from RefSeq and is a predicted model, not a curated record. Bases 1 to 546 code for a protein of 181 amino acids. Gene Ontology annotation, molecular function: mRNA binding. Lineage: Eukaryota; Apicomplexa; Aconoidasida; Haemosporida; Plasmodiidae. The transcript is spliced from 4 exons.
AUGAACGCCAACGACGGAGAGGAGACGAAACCGGAUAAUGCAUCCCCCAGCAAAAAUGACAAAUCGAAUAAACCCAAACCACAUUUACGGAAGGCAGCCGGGGUUGUGUGGAAGGACCCAUCAUUGGAUGACUGGCCAGAAAAUGACUUUCGAAUUUUUUGCGGAAAUUUGGGAAACGAAGUGACUACGGACAUUUUGGCAAACGCGUUUAGAAAGUACAAAUCGUUUAACAUGGCAAAGGUAAUUCGCGAAAAAAGGAACAACAAAACGAAAGGCUACGGUUUUGUGUCUCUCUCGAGCCCACAAGACAUGCUAGAUGCAUUGAAAAAUAUGAACAAUAAAUUUAUUGGCAAUAGACCAAUCAUAGUUAAAAGGAGCAAGUGGAAAGACAGAGAAGUAGAUUCCAAAAAAAAUAAAGACUUUGAUAGCUUCAUCCAGAAUACGUAUGUUCCAUCCAAGAAAUUUAGGAAAUUUAAAAAACCCGUCAAAAGUGAUAAUAAAGAAGUGCAUGACAAAUUGAUAAACAAAAACGGAAAGAACUACUGAAUUGGAAAUGGUUACUCUGCGGAUGAAGAAAAUGAUUCCCCAUUUAUCUUAGCGAGCAUACCCCCUUUUGCGCAUUAUCGCGUUUUCAUUUUUGCCGAUAUGUGGAGGCCCCCCGUUGGUCUCGUUUCAAAGUUUGCUUUGGAUCAUUUCCCCCGCAUAAUCCUUUUUCUUUUUUUUUUUUGUUCUUUGUAAUUUUAAUUAAUUUUUGUGACCUUUUUAACAAAAAUUUAGCAG